AUGCCCAAGUUUUACUGUGACUACUGCAAUACAUACCUCACCCAUGACUCUCCAUCUGUGAGAGAGACACACUGCAGUGGUAGGAAACACAAAGAGAAUGAGAAAGACUACUAUCAGAAAUGGAUGGAAGAGCAGGCUCAGAGCCUGAUUGACAAGACAACGGCUGCAUUUCAACAGGGAAAGAUACCUCCUACUCCAUUUUCUGCUCCUCCUCCUGCAGGGGUGAUGAUCCCACCUCCCCCCAUUCACCCGGGCCCUCCUCGCCCUGUUAUGAUGCCAGCAUCCCAUAUGGGGGGCCCUCCCAUGAUGCCAGUGAUGGGCCCUCCUCCUGCUAGGAUGAUGCCAGUGGGACCUGCUCCUGGAAUGAGGCCGCCCAUGGGAGGUCACAUGCCAAUGAUGCCUGGACCCCUAAUGAUGAGACCUCCUGCCAGUCCCAUCUUGGCACCCACUUGGCCAGGAAUGACCCGACCAUUCAGAUAA
This is a messenger RNA of Choloepus didactylus (southern two-toed sloth), 480 nucleotides long. RefSeq names its product U1 small nuclear ribonucleoprotein C-like. Lineage: Eukaryota; Metazoa; Chordata; Mammalia; Pilosa; Megalonychidae. Gene Ontology annotation, cellular component: nucleus; U1 snRNP. Bases 1 to 480 code for a protein of 159 amino acids. The record is from RefSeq and is a predicted model, not a curated record. Gene Ontology annotation, molecular function: zinc ion binding; pre-mRNA 5'-splice site binding. The transcript has a single exon. Gene Ontology annotation, biological process: mRNA 5'-splice site recognition; spliceosomal snRNP assembly; mRNA splicing, via spliceosome.